Molecule: messenger RNA, 931 nt
Organism: Cuscuta europaea
Lineage: Eukaryota; Viridiplantae; Streptophyta; Magnoliopsida; Solanales; Convolvulaceae
Source: the annotation of a GenBank genome assembly
CGCGUCCCGGCCCAUUUGAUUUCACUGAAAGCGCGCAAUCAUAUGUUUGUAAUACAUAGCCCAUAAUGGAAUGGAGAAGAAGUGUGUUCCAAGAUGUAUUGCCGGUGAUGGCGGAAAGGCUGGGCGGGGAUGGAUUGAUCGGCGAGCUGUGCAAUGGGUUUGAGGUGCUGAUGGAUAAGGAGAAAGGGGUGAUCACGUUGGAGAGCCUCAGGAACAACUCUGCUCUGCUGGGAUUGACGGACAGUGAGCUCCGGUGCAUGCUUGAAGAAGGGGAUUCUGACGGAGAUGGGGCCCUUGAUCAGAUGGAGUUUUGUGUGCUCAUGUUUCGAUUGAGCCCUGAAUUGAUGGAACGGUCCCAGUUUUUGCUACAACAGGCUCUUUCUCAUCUCUUUUAACGUAACACUGCUCACUGUACUUCAUUUUCCCUUCCUCAUCCAACGCUUUGUUUCUUAAUGAAUGAAUGUCAUUCUUUGUCACGUCAACCUAAACAUAGCUCGCUUGCUUUUCAACACUAUUUUGUUUUGUUUUUGUUCUCAGGAAACAUCAUCAUCGUAUAUAUCCUUUUUUGGAUGAAACCAAAAAUUAUAUUCAAGUAACAAGUAAGUACAUGUAUCAAUGUAUGUGUGUGUGCAAAAUCUAAAGCCCUCGGCUCAUAGAAAGCAUGCAUCUAGUCUAAGUCGUGGCCCAAAUCUAUACAACUGGUGUCCCAAAAUAUCAAAACUCGUCAUGGAUGCUGCUGCUAAAAGCACGCACACAAUUCAUAAUCCAUCAAAAAGAAAAGAAGUUAUGCAAGGAGCACUCACUUAUUAUUACAACCACAUAGCCAUUGUAUGAACGAAUUUAAAAGGGCUUUGAUCACCGUAUAUACAUCCUUUUAUUACGGUUAUGAAACUGUUGAUGUCCGUGUUUAUCUUUAUUUUUGGAAGGUGCA